AUGAUGCUAGCGCUCACUGCCCACAACUUUCCUGAAGGACUGGCAGUUGGAGUGCUGGGCAAAGUCGAAGCAUCGUGCAGUCGAAGCCGACGUCCAUGCGAACAUCCACUUCUUGAGGUUUCCUCGCUUCAAAGCGAACGCUUGGGUGUUGUUGUCAUGGCCGCAAUCGCGGUGCACAACAUUCCUGAGGGCAUUGCUAUUGCAAUGCCAGUCCUUGAGGCCACCAAUGAUCGCCGAAAGGCAAUGUUAAUGGCCACGCUCUCGGGCCUGGCGGAACCGCUGGGCGCCUUCAUCGCUGUAACUUUGCUGCCUCCCGGAGCACUUGCCGGCCCAGGGAUGGACAUCUUGCUUUGCAUCGUGGGCGGGAUUAUGACCUCUGUGGCCGCUUUAGAGCUCUUGCCAGAAGCAGUGGCCCAGCGACAAAAUUGGAGCACCUUUGCAGGCCUUGUAACAGGAGCCCUGGUCAUGCUCCUCACACACGAAUUGGCCUGA
Molecule: messenger RNA, 492 nt
Organism: Durusdinium trenchii
Lineage: Eukaryota; Dinophyceae; Suessiales; Symbiodiniaceae
Source: the annotation of a GenBank genome assembly